AUGGAUCGAUGGAUCUUGCCGCUUGGAACCAAGACGCGCAAAAUUUCGAGCCGGAUCGAUCGACCGACGAAUGGAGUGAAAGAAAAGGAAGAGCCGGCGGGAAACAAGAGCUUCCUGGGAGCUCUCCACGAAAUCGCUGCGUCGUCACGCGCGCGACUUUAUAGCGCUUUACAGAAAUCGACGGCGCUAACGAUGCCCGGCCAACGGGCACGAUUGUCCCACGUCACAUGUUUGCCGCGCAGGAAUCGAACGCCCGAGGGGUGUCAAACAAAUCCAACCAUUACGAUUAAGCUAGCGCCAUGCGCCGACGGCGCCGCGGAGGAAGACCUCCACGAAGAACUCGACGAAGAGGAGGAAGAACUCGAGGAAGCAUUGCUCGCGGAGCUAGAGCGAGGCGGAGAGGCCAUUUCUCGCAUGGGCGCCUGGGAUUUGCCCUCGGCGAAGAUCCGGUCCCCGAUCAUACAAAUCCGGGUGGGAUUGAAGGAGAAGGAGCCCGGGCGAUCCGCGCCAGUGAGCAUUCGCAUGAGAUGCUGGUGGGCGGGCGGGCCGUGGAAUUGCCACUCCAGAUCCUCGGUGAUCAUCGCGCCGACCGCCGCGGCAUCGCCCACCGUCUACACAAGAAAGCUGGUGACAGUAGUUCCAGAGGGACACGUGUCUGUUGUCAAUCAUUGCCGGAAUGGGCAGCCCAUCCCUGACACGUGGUCACUUUCCAUUCACAAGAAUAGAAAUCGAGCUGUCGAGCCGGCCUGCCGGAAUUUCUCCGAAUUUCUCGACUUUUCCAUGAAUUGGAUGUCCCGAUCUCGCGAGCAAGCAGCUCUAAUCGAGCUGUCGAUCCGUGCCGGGCGCGUUCGUGGGAGAGACAUUGCCAAUGGGGCGUGUCUCGCCCGAGCUCUCAUUCAUCCAAUUUCGCAGAGCUUUCUGUCCAUUGGAUCGUUGAGAGAGACCCUGCGCCGGGCGUGGGAAGCCGCCUGGCUGCCCUCCCUUUGCAAGUCAAUCCCCAGUUCUCGAUUUUUACCGCACCAUAUAAAUCGCUGGACUGGACCGCGCUGCUACCCUGGAUCCAGCGAGCGGCGAUUUAAAGGCUGGUAUGGGAUGGGAUGUGAACGAUCGAUCGACAGAUAUGGCAAUCUAGCUCACACGGCCCGAGAUCGCACAGGCGAAAAGGGGAAGCGGAUGGAGUGGUGGUGGCUCACUUGCAUUGACGAGCACAAUCAAUCCAUCCUUGGGGGCCGGUUUGUUCGUCCCCAAAUGAUAGAGAGAAAGGGAGAGUCUGUGCGUGUGCAUUCCUGGCCUCUGGGUGUCCUCGUAGCCAUUGGGAUCGUCUCCAGGAGCGUGAAGGAUGGAGAUGCAAACACGGCCGUCCGGAUAGACUGCUCGCGAGAUUCACAAAGUCAGCUAGAGAAGAGUUCCAUCGAUCCCCGCCGUGGCGCAAGCGGAAUAUACUUGAUGACACGUGGGAAGCGUUGGCUCCGUGGAUGUAGCCCCCUACACUGCAGGCUCCAACGGUCGCGAUUAUUUUCCCCCUUCGUGUGGGGCGAUUUACAAGGCGGGCUAGGAUUGGUAUAUGUAUGCAUGUCAAAGAAGCGAUCUAGAGGCGACGCUGAUAUAUCCGAUGAGGAAGAAGACCUAGGCGCCGGGAGCAGCGAUCUUCUCGAGCGGCCCAGCAUGGAGAACAUAUGGAAGGAGGCGUUCCCUGUUGGAACAGAGUGGGACCAGUAUGAUAAACUUUACGAAGUGAACUGGGAUUUCUCAAAUCUCGAGCGAGCAUUUGAGGAAGGAGGACAGCUCUAUGGGAAGCGAGUGUAUAUGUUUGGCUGUACCGAACCUCAACUUGUACAAUUCCGGGAUAACCAUAAGGUGAUUCACAUUCCAGCUGUCGUUGCGGUGACGUCGCCCUUCCCUCCCUCGGACAAAGUCGGGAUAAAAUCAGUUCAGAUGGAAGGUGAAAUGAUCGUCCCUAUGAGAGAAAUGAAGAUGGACUGGAUGCCUUACAUACCGGAAGACGUUUUGACGCAUAGUUCUUUGGAGCGAUACAAGUGCGAGAUUUUUACCCUGAAGUGCACUCAAAGAAGAGUAGCUCUGAGGCAUUUGAAAAAGGAGCGCAUCAAGAAGUACGAGUACUGUCUGCCAUAUCUAUACCGACCAUGGAGGGAGGAAGAAAAGGAAGACGAUACUGUUGUCUCUAUUAUGUUCACUAUGGAUGAAGGAAAACCACCGAUUGUCACGCAAUACGACUGGGCUUUUGACGAACUCGAGGAGUUCACAACAAACCUUAUCGACGAAGAAGCACUGCCAAAAGAUGAGAGGGAAAAGUUCCAGGAAUGCAUAAUGGAAAACGUCAAGGCCGAGAAGAAGAGACAGAAAGAGGCUCGAUUGGCUCGGAAGAAAGCCAUCGAAGAGAUGAGCGAGGAGAAAAAGGCAGCUCUGGAGAACAUGAAACUAUACAAGUUCUACCCCGUGAAAACCGACGACACUCCUGAUGUUGAGAACCUCAAGAGUCCUUUCAUCAACAGAUACUACGGCAAGGCGGACGAGGUUCACUGAUCCUCGGCAAUCGCAUUUUUAUCUUGACAAGAAACAAUUAGCUACGUAGAGAGGCUGAGAGGGGCGAUCUAAAAAUUCUUUUUUGUUCCUUGGAUCUUUUUUUCCCUCUUCCAUCUCCCUCGAUCGAGAUGAAGCUCGGGAAAAAAAAAUCUCGCUUGUACCAUCUGAGAACGAGGAAAAGAACUGAUGAAUUGUUUGGUUUU
Molecule: messenger RNA, 2747 nt
Organism: Selaginella moellendorffii
Lineage: Eukaryota; Viridiplantae; Streptophyta; Lycopodiopsida; Selaginellales; Selaginellaceae
Exons: 20
Coding region: 1-2544 (847 amino acids)
Biological process (GO): regulation of cellular response to heat
Source: RefSeq, a predicted model, not a curated record